AUGCCCCCAUGGGGAAGACCACCAGGGGCACGAAUGGGGAGAAAUACUAGGGGACGCGCGGCGUGGGGCGAGGCACGAGUGGAGGAGGUUGAUAGUGACGAGGAUGGAUAUGGGCGGGACUUAAUACGGGGUGGUCGAUACACGAGAGGGCUGGACUAUGAAGGGCGCGGGCCACGUAGGCGACCUGCGGAAUAUGUGGAUCUGUCGGAUGAUUCUGAAUCGGCGGAUGGGGGAGACUUCGAUUUAUACGAUCAAGGGGAUAGCACGGUGGCCUAUGCGAUGCAGUUGGCCAUGCGGGACAAGGAGGAUCAGUUGGUGGACCAAGCGCUGGAGCGGAUUCGCCGUGCACAAAUGUUGGGGAAGAAGAAUGUUCGGUUAUCAAAACGGGAGCUGGAUGCUUUGGAGCGUAAGCGCCAACAAGUGGACAAUUUAGGUGGGACCCGGCGCCCAAAGCAAGGCGCCAAUCCCCCAAAGGCGUCGUCGCGGCCAUCGUCGAGACGAAGCGCGGCAGGUUUUCCGCCAGAACAAUCCGCCGCGUAUCCGCCUUUUGCGCCCGACCCAUUCAGCACCUGGGCUCGUGGGAGUGCGGGAGGGCCUGGCCGGCCCUCUAGUUCAUCCUCCGCUACUGGCCGCCCCCGGACUCCGACAACGCAAUCGCUUCGUCCGCAGCAAUCCAAUUCACCACUUCGGCCUCCCUACCCGCAAUACCCUCCUGAACGCUUCGCUCCCAAUGGCCGGCCGCAGACGUUGCAGCAACCGCCUAUGUACCAACGGCCGCUGCCUGACGAUCCUCAAUGGGCUCCCUCCUACUACAAUCAAAUGCAAAUGAGCCCAUAUGGAGAACCAGCGCCUUACCAACCGCAGCUUCCCACCGAUCUUAGAGCGGGACUGCAUGGUCGAAUGAGCUAUCCUUCAGGUGCUCCAUAUCAAGCCCAGCAAUCUCCCCAGGGUAAACGCCCAUCCCAAGGCACAACGCAGGCCCAAGACACAGCCGCAGCUGCUGCCGCAGCUCCAGCUUCAGUGUCUGCCGAAUCAGAGUCGGGGUCGUCCAGUGAAGAAGAAUCGGAGAGCAGUUCAGAGGAUGAAGUGCAAAUAGUCAAGGUGACCAAGGUGGCGGAGCGACCAGCCGCGCCAGUUGCAGUUCCACGACGGCGAACUGUGUCUGGGGGUCGAGGUGGUGCUCGCAAACGGACCAGUCGGUGA
Molecule: messenger RNA, 1203 nt
Organism: Penicillium bovifimosum
Lineage: Eukaryota; Fungi; Ascomycota; Eurotiomycetes; Eurotiales; Aspergillaceae
Exons: 1
Coding region: 1-1203 (400 amino acids)
Source: RefSeq, a predicted model, not a curated record